Rhododendron vialii is the source of this 2178-nucleotide messenger RNA. RefSeq lists its product as uncharacterized. Lineage: Eukaryota; Viridiplantae; Streptophyta; Magnoliopsida; Ericales; Ericaceae. The coding region runs from base 1 to 2178 and encodes 725 amino acids. The transcript has 4 exons. The record is from RefSeq and is a predicted model, not a curated record.
AUGGUGGCGAUGCGAGAGUUUAGCCGUAGGAAUCCACCGGUGUUUGAUGGAACCAGUAGCGACCCUUUGGUGGCUGACCAUUGGCUAGCUCAAAUUCGUAAACUCUUUAGAGCUCUCAAUAUCACCGAAGACAACAUCAGAGUAGGUAUUGUGGUCGUUCAGUUAGUUGGGGAAGCCGGUGAAUGGUGGGAAUCUGUCUUAGAGUCUAGGAAGGAUGCGAGGAGAGCGGCAGGGACCGCGGCUCAAGUAAAUGAACCGGAUGUGGAGGAUUUGACGUGGGUAGAGUUUGAGACAAUUUUUGAGGAGCAAUAUUUUCCUGAAACCAGUCGUGAUCAAUUGAGAGAACAAUUUGAGAAGUUAGAGCAAGGAAGUAUGACUGUCUCGGAGUAUGCACAGAAGUUCCAAUCUUUAUCUCGUUUUGCGCCAGAAUUGGUGGCGACGGAAGAGAGGAAAUGUAGGCGCUUUGAGAAAGGGCUACAUAAUACCGUGAGGAGGAUGGUGAUGGUCCAACGUAAGAUGAAGUUCUCAGAAGUUGUGGAGUGUGCAAGGAGUAUUGAAAUUCCGAAGGAAGCGCAACAGAAUAGGGGAGUUUGGGAACCACGACAACCAACCAUGAACACGAGUUCUUCAUCGGGCAGUUUUGGGAGUCAAGGAAGGAAGAGGCAGAGGGAACCAUCUCAGACACCGCAGGGUAAUUCGUCGAACUUUAGGCCGCCUUCUUCUUCUUUGGGGGCUCGGGGUGUGUUCUGUCUAGACCUUCGCCUGUGUGCUAUAAGUCGAGUCAGGUUCCGUGCAGCAGACGGGAACAGGGCACAAUGUGGGCCUCGUGAGCUAGGGUCGGUUUAUUCAUUGUUGGUGAGUUUGACGUUAGAUGAGGAUGCCUCCGUGUGUGGGGAGUUACCCUUAGUGGUUUGCGACUUCCCGGAUGUAUUCCCGGAAGAGUUACCUGGUUUACCUCCCGAGCGAGAGAUUGAGUUCACCAUUGAUCUACUUCCCGGUACCGCUCCUAUUUCCGUACCUCCAUAUCGUUUCGCACCCGCCGAAUUGAGAGAGCUAAAGACUCAGUUACAAGAACUGGAGAACCUAGGAUUCAUUCGUCCAAGUACGUCUCCGUGGGGAGCACCAGCUCUUUUCGCGAAAAAGAAGGAUGGUUCACUUCGUUUGUGUAUCGACUAUCGUAAGCUAAACCGAGUCACCAUUAAGAACAAGUAUCCUAUGCCUAGAAUCGAUGACCUAUUUGAUCAACUCCGAGGUGCCAUUUGCUUUUCCAAAAUCGAUUUGAGAUCCGGUUAUCACCAAUUGAGGGUUCGUAGAGAAGAUAUCCCUAAAACUGCUUUCCGCACUCGCUAUGGUCAUUAUGAAUUCGUUGUGAUGCCAUUCGGUUUGACGAACGCUCCAGCUACUUUCAUGGACUUGAUGAAUCGUAUUUUUCGUGCUUAUCUUGAUCGCUUCGUCGUCGUCUUUGUGGAUGAUAUUUUGAUCUAUUCGCCUACGGAGGAGGAACACCAAGCCCAUCUCACCAUCGUUCUUGAACUCUUGAGAGAGCACCAGCUAUAUGCUAAGCUUAGUAAUUGUGAGUUUUGGUUAUCCGAAGUCAAAUUCUUGGGUCAUGUGGUUUCGAAAGGUGGAGUGUCUGUUGAUCCAGGAAAGAUAGAGUCAGUUUUGAAUUGGCAACGAUCGAAGAACGUGUUUGAAAUCCGUAGUUUCUUGGGUUUGGCUGGAUACUACCGUUGUUUUGUCCUUGACUUUUCUCGUUUAGCGGCACCGAUGACUAGAUUGACACGUAAGGGGACCCGAUUCGUUUGGAGUGACUCGUGUGAGGCAGCCUUUGAGGAGUUAAAGAAACGAUUGACUACUGCACCUAUUUUGAUUGUGCCCGAGCGUGGAAAAUUUUGGGUGGGCAAAAUGACAAUAACACCCUUCAUUUUAACAGAUGGAGUUCACGGCGUUAGGCUUGGGGACUUGAUUGAUACAAAAUUGAUAAGUUGGGGACCAAAUGUCUUCAAUUAUUACAUUGGGGAUGAAAAUGAGAUUAACCCUUCAGAUAUAACAUUUUUGGCACACGAAUCAACAUUUUUGGAUCAACCGUGUGACAUCUCACUUUCCGGUGGCCGGCGGUACUGCAGGAUAGUAGGCUCCGUCGAGACGGGAGGGGACAAGGCAAGUCAUGGUUUAUAA